Molecule: messenger RNA, 2079 nt
Organism: Polyodon spathula (Mississippi paddlefish)
Lineage: Eukaryota; Metazoa; Chordata; Actinopteri; Acipenseriformes; Polyodontidae
Gene: lactb
Product: lactamase, beta
Exons: 6
Coding region: 137-1858 (573 amino acids)
Source: RefSeq, a predicted model, not a curated record
UUCAACAUGUGAUGUCUGAAUCGUGGAUUGAUUUUUACUGCCUGUGUAGUUUUGGCACCGAGUAAAGCCCUAGUUGACAGCCUCAGGAGUUUUUUUUUUUUAAAUAUAUCGUAUAUAUUUUUAAUAUUUGUCUAAGAUGUCACGGUUAUUUUACGAUGCGUUUAAACGUCUGUCAUUCGCAAGGCAGAGAUAUUUAGGAAAAUUGCGUUCCUACUGGACAGCAGAAGCGAGAAAACAAACUCGUCAAGAUAAUAACAUCAGUUAUCAGACACUGCCUGGUGGAUCUCCUGUGGCUAACCAAAGCCGGACAUUUCGAUAUUACCAUGGCUGUCAUUCCCGUUACAAUGUAUUCAGGCGGCCCAGAGUUUGGUUUUUCGGAUUCGGUGUUGGACUGGCGGUCGUUUUUGGGAUGAAAGAGAUUGUGUUUGUUGUUAACAAAUCGAAAUGUCAAGAAGAGGAAGAUGUGGCCGAUGAAGGAACAAAAGAUAAAGGCAGAUAUGCAGACGCGAUAGGUGUCAGCUACGAUUUACUUCAAAGGAUAAAGGAUGAAGUAGGAGCUCCAGGGGUAGUUGUUGGGGUCUCUGUGGAUGGAAAGCAGGUCUGGACUGAAGGACUAGGCUAUGCCGAUGUGGAGAACCGUGUGCCGUGCAAACCGGAGACAGUGAUGCGAAUUGCCAGUAUCAGCAAGUCGCUCACCAUGGCUGCUGUGGCCAAGCUGUGGGAGGAAGGCAAGCUGGAACUUGAUGCCCCAGUGCAGAAAUAUGUUCCAGAAUUUCCUGAGAAAGAGUAUGAGGGUGAACCUGUGACAGUAACAACAAAAAUGUUGGUGUCGCAUUUAAGUGGAAUCCGCCACUAUGAGAAGGAUCCUAAGAAAGUGAAAAACGAAAAGGAAAAAAAACUCAACAAAGACUUGAUGGCGGAUAAGAAAAUCGGAACUACAGGUUCUGAAGAGAAAGAAGUCGAGGAUGAGGAGAAGGAUAAACAGCCUGGGACGAGGCAAAGCGGUACAGCCAAACCAGAAGACUUGAAAUGCAGCAACGCAAAAAAACCUGCAAAGAAAAAGGAGUUUGAGCAGGAGGAGUACUACCUGAAAGUCAAGUUUGAAAAUGUAAUCCAGGCCCUGAAUCUGUUCAAAAAAGAUCCUCUGAUCUUUAAACCAGGAAGCCAGUUCUUAUACUCUACCCAUGCCUUCACCCUUCUUAGCGCUGUAGUGGAGAGAGCUUCGGGACAGAAAUUCCUGGAUCACAUGAUGAAGCUGUUCCGGGAACUGGGAAUGUUGAAUACGGUGCCGGAUCAAAAUGACCCCAUUAUAUACAACAGAUCAAGGUUUUAUGCUUUUAAUAAAAGAGGUCGUCUAGUAAACUGCCCUUAUGUUGACAACUCCUACAAGUGGGCUGGAGGUGGCUUCUUGUCCACAGUGGGCGACCUGCUUCUGUUUGGAAACGCCAUGCUUUACAGCUAUCAAGCUCUGCACGUGAAGGACAGGGCCAAGAGCACCCUGCUCCCAGGCUACCUCCAACCAGACACCGUCAAGACCAUGUGGACUCCGGUGGACAAAACCGAGAUGUCCUGGGACAAGGAUGGCAAAUACGGCAUGGGCUGGGCGGUUGUAGAGAAGAAGCAACAGUGUGGACAGUGCCGGAGCCUGCGCCACUACGUCUCACACACAGGGGGCGCUGUGGGAGCCAGCAGCGUACUGCUUGUGCUUCCUGAAUUCAGCGAGAGGGCAGCAGUUUCCACCGGGGGGUCCCCACCAAGAGGAGUGGUGGUCACCAUUAUAUGCAACAUGCAGUCAGCCGGCCUCAACAGCACUGCCCUGAAGAUUGCACUAGAGUUUGAAAAAGCCAAAACCAUGUGAAUGUAUGUAUGUAUGUAUGUUGCAGAGCAGAUGCUCUGCACGUGUGUGUGUGUGUGUGUGUGUGUGUGUGUGUGUGUGUGUGUUAGAGAGAAAGAGAAAGAGAGAGAGAGAGUUCCCCGGAUAGCUGUAGCUUGGGUGCGGUUUUGUAGUGUUUUUGUUUAAAACCCUUUGUUGUUGUUGCUUUGGUAUAAUAAAAGUGCGCAAGUAAGCGUUGAACUGCA